Kockovaella imperatae is the source of this 1537-nucleotide messenger RNA. RefSeq lists its product as hypothetical. Gene Ontology annotation, molecular function: oxidoreductase activity; FMN binding. The transcript has 7 exons. Bases 50 to 1501 code for a protein of 483 amino acids. The record is from RefSeq and is a predicted model, not a curated record. NCBI's taxonomy places the organism in Eukaryota, Fungi, Basidiomycota, Tremellomycetes, Tremellales, Cuniculitremaceae.
CGACUCUUCAAUGCGAUGAGGAGCACCCAGCGAGCUGGAUAGAAACAGCAUGAGUUCUUUGCGAGACCUCGACGAUAUCGAGCUCAUCUCGACCCCUAUCACGCUGCCAAAUGGAGUGACGAUUCCCAAUCGCCUGGUGAAGGCCGCCAUGGAGGAAGGGAUUGCCCACUGGGGAGGUCUACCGGGCGAGAAGCACCGAAAGCUGUAUGAGAGGUGGGGAGAUGGCGGAUGGGGUGUGGUCAUAACAGGUAACGUUCAAGUCGAUCCAGGGCAUCUCGCCACGCCACAUGAUCGCUCGUACCCGUCUUCAACACCCGAUACUAUCGCAGCAUACAAGCAACUACAGCAGUCUGCGAUUGGGUCGCCUGAAUCUUCGACCUCACAUCGUACUAGAGCUCCUCCUCUGACCAUUUGUCAACUUUCACAUCCAGGCUUACAGUCUUCCUCGACAGCGUGUUUCUCCCGAUGGCCGUGGUCUCCCGCGGUAGCGCCAAUAGGGACUCGUCCAGACAUGUCAGGCAUAAUGGGCUGGCUGAUCUCUCGCGUUCUGUGGCCAAGACAGAGCCGUAUAUUGGACGUGCAAGGCUGGCUGAGGAUCGUAGACCUCUUUGUCGACAGCGCGAAAGGGAUGGAGAUGGCGGGUUGGGAUGGUGUACAGAUCCAUUCGGCGCACGGGUAUUUGCUUGCAGAGUGGAUCUCGCCAUUGACUAACCCUGAAGCAUUUCCCCUACCGGGCGUGCCAGCAUCGGUCGACCCAAGGCUACAUCCGUUAUAUCUCAUCGUGAUGGGUAUUAGACGAUCAACACCUCCUUCCUUCGUGCUAUCUAUCAAGCUCAACUGUUCUGACUUCACACAUGGCGGACUGACAGAAGACUACGCCACCACACUCAUCACGGAGAUUGUAUCAUGGAAGAAGGUGGACAUCCUCGAGAUAUCUGGUGGAACGUAUUCCAGCCCAGCAUUCGCCACGCCGGAAACGGUUUCUACACCUGACUCUCGUCAAUCUUUGUUCGCCCACUUUACGACCUCCCUGCUUCCUCAUCUUCCUCGUCCUCCGGGGGGGCCAGCCAUCAUCCUGACGGGGGGAAUGCAUGAUCGACCCAUCAUCGCAAGCGCGAUUCGGGACGAAGCAUGCGAUCUCGUUGGAAUAGGAAGACCGGCUUGUAUUCGACCUGAUAUCCCAAACCGGAUCAUCCUCAAUCCUGAUCUGUCUGCUGAGCAGACUCGGUUAGGGGGCUAUAACAUUCCCGGCUCAAAUGUGGUCAAGAGGAUCUUUGGGGGUGGAAGCAAAUCUGGCGAAGGAAUACCGCUGGUUGGCGCUGGAGUGUCUACUCUGUGGCACGAGUGGCAGCUGUGCAGGAUGGGGAGAGGCGUUGAACCGGAUCUGGGGAUGGACUGGAUAUGGGGCGGAGUCAUAUUAGAGCUGCUGUGGUUUGGUCUGCUACGUGGAGGGCCACUGGUCUGGUUCUCUUCUCUGUGGCGAUCGAAAAUAGCUCUGUAGUUCGGUGCGCUCGGAAUGCAUCGCUAUCUUGAUGUA